UGAUUAAAUGCCAAUGCAACGUGCUCCAUGUGCCAUCAGCCCAUGCUGAGUCAGCGAUCUGGCCAAUGAACUCCGAGUCUCCGCUCCAAGUCAUCCGGCUUCGGCCACCAAUGAACGGGCGCUCCGAGCGACCCGAGUGGGACCGCAUCUCACCAUUACAUGAUUGAUGAUGGAGGUUCAGCGACCUCACGAUACAACCUCCCCUAUCCCCGUCUCACUACUGCCUGCUCAGCCGCCGGAGCUUAGGUGCACCCUUCGUCGUCGGUAUACUUCUUUUUUGUGGCUGAGUACCUCUAUCGGGCCCCUUUAUCCAUGAUGCCUCGGUGGAAGCGCAGUAAAGCACGCCCCGAGAAAGAUGCAGCGACCGGCGGCGGCGGUUCUGGUGCACCCUCCGACUCUCCUACUGCCCAUUCCACUGCCGUGGCCUCCCUUCGCGCUGUUAGUGGUAGCUCUCCCGAUGCGAUGAGAACUACAGCAGUAACCCCGAACCAGGCACCAUCCGACCCGGAGGCAAUUCGAAAGCUGGCGAAGCAGCACGCCGAAUUCGGACCCCUGGGCGAUCCAUCGCAUCUCUAUACGAGCGAGCACCCCGGUGGAGAAAUCCCUGAUCCAGUCAUUGAUGAGCCUCCGUACUUCUUUGUUUUGACAACGUACAUAAGCUUUCUUGUCCUGAUCUUCCUCGGUCACUUUCAUGAUUUUAUGGACAAAUGGUUCCGCUCUCAUACCUACCGGCACUUGAGGCCCCAAAACGGCUAUGCUUCAUUGUACAGCGAUUUUGAGAGCUUCUAUACACGACGUUUGAAGCAAAGAAUUAACGAUUGUUUUGAGAGGCCGAUCAUUGGUGUCCCGGGCAGACAUGUAACUUUGCUUGAUCGGACAACGGAGGACAACCUACAUUUCAGCCUUACGGGAACGACUACUGAUACGCUGAAUCUCAGCUCUUAUAAUUACCUUGGCUUUGCUCAGUCGGAAGGUCCAUGCACCGACUUUGCUGAGGAAACACUCCGGCGGGAUGGCAUUUGCAUUGCGUCGACUGCCGAUGCUGGAAUAACGAAGCUGCAUGCUGAGGUAGAGGAUCAAAUUGCCCGCUUCGUGGGGAAAGAAUCUGCAAUGGUGUUCUCCAUGGGUUUUGUGACAAAUGCAACUAUAUUCCCAGCUCUCAUGGAAAAGGGAUGUCUGAUCCUGUCCGACGAGCUCAACCAUGCAUCUAUCCGAUUUGGCGCCCGUCUGUCUGGCGCGGCCAUCCAGGUCUUCGCGCACAACAACAUGGCUGACCUUGAAAAGCGUCUAAGAGAAGCAAUUUCUCAAGGCCAGCCUCGCACGCAUAGGCCAUGGAAGAAGAUUCUUGUCACUGUGGAAGGCCUGUUCUCCAUGGAAGGAACCAUGUGCAAUCUUCCCAGGAUUCUGGAUCUGAAGAAGAAGUACAAAUUCAACCUAUUUGUCGACGAGGCACACUCCAUCGGAGCUGUUGGACGUCACGGGCGCGGAGUUUGUGACUACUUCAAAGUCGAUCCUUCGGAAGUCGAGAUUCUCAUGGGAACAUUUACCAAGUCUUUCGGAGCCAAUGGUGGCUAUAUCGCUGCAGACAAGGCCAUUAUUGACAAGCUGCGCUGCACCAACGCCGGCCAAAUAUUCGGCGAGGUGCCGUCCCUUCCUGUCCUGGCUCAGAUCUACUCCUCGCUUCGCCUCAUUGCUGAUGAGGAUCCUCUCCACCCUGGCGAGGGACGGGAGCGAAUGCAGCGACUUGCCUUCAAUUCGCGCUACCUCCGACUAGGAUUGAAAAGACUUGGUUUUAUUGUCUAUGGACACGAUGACUCCCCCAUUGUUCCCUUGAUGCUGUAUAACCCUGCUAAAAUGCCGGCAUUCUCGCGGGAAAUGCUACGACGCAAGAUCUCUGUUGUUGUUGUGACUUACCCAGCCACGCCCCUGGAGCUCUCUCGGGCGCGACUCUGCAUCUCGGCCUCCCAUACCAAAGAGGAUCUCGAUCGCAUCCUGCAGGCGUGCGAUGAGAUCGGUGAUGCUUUGCGGCUCAAGUUCUCCUCAGGAAUUGCAGGUGGCCUGAGGGAUCCAUUGUUCAUCGACGACAGCUCAAAGGGGCCCAAAACGAUAGAGCCCCCUCGUUGGACUCUCGAGGAAGUCAUUGCGAGGGGCACACAGGACGCGAAUCUGCCUCUAUACUGAACGAGCAGUAUCCGUAUAAUGUGAAUAAGAUAGGAUAUAUAACGCCGCGAUGUCUUGAAACCAUACACGCCAAGAACAUAGCUAAUGCCCCUUUUUUGGUUCGAGUCGUUACAUUUAUUUGUCUGCAUAAGCGGACGGCGUGAUGAGGGAAUGCCCCGUUGCAUUGUGAUUAUAUCAAUAUUAAUGUAUACAAUAAUCUUUCUUUCUAGACAAUAUACACUCGUCUCAGUGGACCCGGAGAUCUUG
Aspergillus sclerotioniger CBS 115572 is the source of this 2427-nucleotide messenger RNA. Its product is annotated as putative serine palmitoyltransferase 1. Bases 313 to 2181 code for a protein of 622 amino acids. The transcript has a single exon. The record is from RefSeq and is a predicted model, not a curated record. Gene Ontology annotation, cellular component: serine palmitoyltransferase complex. NCBI's taxonomy places the organism in Eukaryota, Fungi, Ascomycota, Eurotiomycetes, Eurotiales, Aspergillaceae. Gene Ontology annotation, molecular function: serine C-palmitoyltransferase activity; pyridoxal phosphate binding. Gene Ontology annotation, biological process: ceramide biosynthetic process; sphingosine biosynthetic process.